CUCACUGUCAGAUUAGAGUUUAAUCCGAGGAGUAGGACACACUGUCAAGACGCUGCCUGCAUCUUGGAAAGACUUGCGCCGUUUAUGUACACUAAAUAAAGGCGAUUAUACGUGAUUCUACCUUUUUCUUUUUUACCAUCUUCUUGUCUUUUUUCUUCCUUACAGUUAACGAGUAGCAUUUACAAGAUGAGACCCCACUCCUCCGUUUUUGCUUAUGCCUGUCCACCGACUUGCCAAUACGUUAAGAUGUUAGCUGGCUAACUAGCUGAAAAAGAGUAACUAAAUCGGAUUAGCUGCUAACGGCAGCCUCCAUCUGGGCUAUAUCCAGGUAUUGUUUGCAAUUGUCAAUAACUGUUACACACUAGCGGUUGCCUGUUUUUAUUUACUGCAUUUAAGCAACUGUGUGAAAAACUACUACUUUGAGCUGUAAUUAUUCGUUAGCAUUAAUGUUGCUGUGAGCUAGCUUGGUAAUUGGCUAGUCAAAACUGCGACAAAACCUGGACCUCCUUUGCUAGCAUCUUUACGAUUUUCUUUUAGAAAAAACAGAGAUUAAAGUUGUGCCUCUGACCAUAACCAAAAGUCAAGACGGAGGUGACCGCCAGACUUGAGUGCUAGCUUGUCCUUACGCUAGCUGGAUUGUACCAGAACUGUACAAGUUUUUUUUAAAUAGCCUCCAGUCGAAAAAAAUAUGUCAGGAAAAGAUAAAGAAAAAGACAAGGAGAAACAGUCCACCACGGAACGGCUGAUCAAAGCUGUGCCAUACCCUCCACAACAUAAGCUGACUGUAAAAGAGCUGUUUGAAGAUGGAAAACCCAAUGCCGAGCUACUCCGCAACCACCUGGUCAAAGAGGGGAGGGUGGAAGAGGACGUGGCUCUCAAGAUCAUUAAUGACGGGGCCAACAUCCUCCGUCAAGAGAAGUGCAUGCUGGAAGUAGAGGCACCUAUUACAGUGUGUGGAGAUGUCCAUGGGCAGUUCUUUGACCUUAUGAAGUUGUUUGAAGUGGGGGGAUCGCCCAGUAACACGCGGUAUCUCUUCCUCGGUGACUAUGUAGAUCGAGGAUACUUCAGCAUUGAGUGUGUUCUCUACCUCUGGUCACUCAAAAUCAACCACCCAACCACACUAUAUCUCCUGCGUGGGAACCAUGAGUGCCGGCACCUAACAGAGUACUUCACCUUCAAACAGGAAUGUAAAAUUAAAUACUCUGAACGGGUGUAUGACGCCUGCAUGGAAGCCUUUGACUGCCUGCCCCUCGCUGCGCUACUUAACCAGCAGUUCCUGUGUGUACAUGGGGGACUCUCACCAGAAAUCAAUUGCUUAGAUGACAUAAGGAAAUUAGACAGAUUUAAAGAGCCUCCAGCAUUUGGACCAAUGUGUGACCUGAUUUGGGCUGACCCUGGUGAGGACUAUGGCAGUGAAAAAACAUCUGAACACUUCAACCAUAACUCUGUCAGAGGCUGCUCUUACUUUUUCAGUUACUCAGCAGUCUGUGACUUCUUGGUAAAUAAUAACUUGUUGUCCGUGAUAAGAGCCCAUGAAGCACAGGAUGCAGGAUAUCGGAUGUACAGAAAAAGCCAGACGACAGGCUUCCCAUCAUUAAUCACAAUCUUUUCAGCUCCAAAUUACCUAGAUGUCUACAACAACAAAGCUGCUGUAUUAAAAUAUGAGAACAACGUGAUGAACAUUCGGCAGUUCAACUGCUCCCCCCAUCCUUACUGGCUGCCCAACUUCAUGGAUGUCUUCACAUGGUCUUUGCCUUUUGUCGGAGAAAAAGUGACAGAAAUGCUGGUGAACGUACUGAACAUUUGCUCUGACGAUGAGCUCAUGUCAGAAGGAGACGACCUGUAUGAAGGUGGCACGUCAGCGAUGCGUAAAGAGGUGAUCCGAAACAAGAUUCGUGCUGUGGGGAAAAUGGCCCGAGUCUUCUCCGUUCUCAGGGAGGAAAGCGAGAGUGUGUUAACACUCAAAGGCCUGACCCCAACUGGAACUCUUCCAGUGGGAGUGUUGUCAGGGGGGAAGCAGACUUUGCAGAAUGCUACCAUUGAGGCAGCUAAAGCAAAAGCCAUUCAAGGAUUCUCUCCGACAAGAAAGAUCCGCAAUUUUGAUGAGGCCAGAGGUCUUGACAGGAUUAACGAGAGGAUGCCACCACGCAAAGAUGGCAAGCAGCAAGACGGCACCACGAUCAACACAAACGCUCCCAACAAGAAUGGCACUGAUGGAUAAGCAGGGGACACCACCCUCAUAUCUUCACAUAACCCACACCACCUGACUCCCAGACCCCCAUCACGCUCUAUGUCUCUCUCUAUCCCUAUCUGUCCGUCUCCUCUGCUGAAGCUUCCUGUCCAUCUUCGGCUCACCCAGUCGGGCAGAAAAUGGAGGCAGACAUAUCAGUGGAUAAGAACAAUAGGAGGCUGCAGCGCUGGACGAAAACUUCCCAGCUGCUCAACAAAACAAAGAAAAAAGAAGACAUACUGAAUGGUCUGAAUGUCUGGGGAAAAAAAUCUCAUCUUAUUUAUUGAAAAUUGAAUAUAUUAGAUAUAUUGUUUAAUAGCAAAAAAAUCAUUGGUUGUUCAAAUGUAUACCAAUACUGAAGUUAUAUGUCAGAAUUAUUUUAAAAAGAUUUAUGAAUUGAUUCACAUAGAGAAAGUCCUUGUUAUUCAAGAGUUUUAGUCAAUUUAAGUCUUUUUAAAAUGGUUGUUUAUGUGUUAUAUAAGGGAAAAAUUACAAAUACUGUAGCCUCAAUAGCCUCUUUGUUUCUUACAAGAGAUCUUGACAAGGCAUUUUAGGCUCUACAUUCAGUGUGGUUUUAGCUUCUUCUAUGUCACUUGAAAGAUAAAAUUUAUAUGUAUUAAAAAGUGGGAAAAGGAAAAAGGGAAGUCUCUCAGAUUAAUGUUAAGAAUUACAAAUAAAGAUUUUUAUACUUAAAACUGAAAUUUAAAGACAACUGAAAGUCUUAUUUAUAUAUUUCCAGUGGAUCCCCAAAGAUGCCGAAGCAAUUUUUAUUUCAGUAUUUUGUUCACUUCCAGCUUGCUGUAUUAUAAUUUAUGAAUGACACAAAGUGAUGGAUUAGUUUUGUGUACAGUCAUAGUUGAUGUUGCUGUCUGUGCUGGGUACGACUUGUGUUCACUUUAUGGCAGCUAGGAUGUUCUUGCUCCGCAAAACCAAAAGAAAAAAAGAAGGGA
This is a messenger RNA of Melanotaenia boesemani (Boeseman's rainbowfish), 3180 nucleotides long. It is a transcript of the gene ppp3cca, whose product is annotated as protein phosphatase 3, catalytic subunit, gamma isozyme, a. Lineage: Eukaryota; Metazoa; Chordata; Actinopteri; Atheriniformes; Melanotaeniidae. Gene Ontology annotation, cellular component: cytoplasm; calcineurin complex. The coding region runs from base 689 to 2221 and encodes 510 amino acids. The transcript is spliced from 14 exons. Gene Ontology annotation, biological process: calcineurin-mediated signaling. Gene Ontology annotation, molecular function: calmodulin-dependent protein phosphatase activity; calmodulin binding. The record is from RefSeq and is a predicted model, not a curated record.